Molecule: messenger RNA, 363 nt
Organism: Humulus lupulus (European hop)
Lineage: Eukaryota; Viridiplantae; Streptophyta; Magnoliopsida; Rosales; Cannabaceae
Exons: 1
Coding region: 1-363 (120 amino acids)
Source: RefSeq, a predicted model, not a curated record
AUGAAAACAGUCAUAGGUCGUAUUGUUAUAGGAAAUCCAUUUGAGGGUGAACGUUAUUUUGUGCGGUUAUUGCUAAACCAUGUAAGGGGACCACUGUCCUUUGAAGAUCUUAGAACAGUCGAAGGCAUUUUGGCCCCAACAUUUCAUGAGGCAGCAACAAUGCAAGGUUUGUUACAAAGAGACAGUAGCUUAGAAGGUUGUUUACUUGAAGCAUCUUUAUAUGAAAUGCCAUCAAGUUUGAGGCGACUGUUCGCAACAAUAUUGGUAUAUUGUAAUCCAACCAAUCCAAGAGACCUUUGGGAACGUUUUGAGGAUGAUAUGUCAAUUGGUUUCAAAUCAUCAGGAUAUUAUCCCAAAAAUUGA